Messenger RNA from Mycena indigotica, 1911 nucleotides. RefSeq names its product Sphingomyelin phosphodiesterase. The transcript is spliced from 15 exons. Lineage: Eukaryota; Fungi; Basidiomycota; Agaricomycetes; Agaricales; Mycenaceae. The coding region runs from base 1 to 1911 and encodes 636 amino acids. Gene Ontology annotation, biological process: sphingomyelin catabolic process. Gene Ontology annotation, molecular function: sphingomyelin phosphodiesterase activity. The record is from RefSeq and is a predicted model, not a curated record.
AUGAGGCCACUGCCGUUUUGCGCUUUAAUUCUUCCAUUAUCCGCUGCACUGAAUCCAGAUACCUUGCUCGAUGGCUUCAAACGAGCAGUGGACUGUGACUCGUGCCACGCAUUGCUUGUCCCUCUGAAAGGACUUGCCGAGCUGGGAGACGGCACUUUCGUCAAGACAUUGGUAGCAACCUGCAAGAUCCUUCAUCUUGAAGACGACGACGUUUGCACCGGCGCAAUAUCCGAGCAAGGGCCCAUACUUGCCCAUGCACUGAGGAGUAUAUCGCCUUUUGGCAAAACCGCGACAAAGCUCUGCGAGGGAACGUUUGGACUCUGCCAAACACCUACUGUCAACGAAUAUACCGUCCCGCUUCCGGAUCGGGCUACUCGCGUUGCUGCUCGACCCAGCGGUAAGAAGCCAUUCCAGGUGGUCCAUUUCAGCGAUGUUCAUAUCGACCGUCAGUACGUGACUGACGCAGAUGCGGACUGUAACAAGCCGAUUUGCUGUCGGAAUUUCCCAGAGAACCUUGGUCCACCCAAAGAGCCAGCGGGUCCAUUUGGAAACCGUAACUGUGACAGUCCGGUCGUCCUCGCCAAGUCACUGCUCAAGAAAAUAUCGGCCAUGCAUGCGUGGAGCAUAUUCACAGGAGAUGUGGUCGAAGCCGCUGUUUGGCAGAUCAACAAGACUGAAGUAACAGGCGAUAUGAACUCCUUCAAUCACGCGCUUGAGUCUGUCUUGGGCAGUCCCGUAUUUCCUGCCAUCGGUAAGCUCAACAAACCACUCGGUAUGGCGGAAACUUACGAUAAGUCAUUGACAGGGAAUCAUGACGCGGCUCCUGCAAAUAACUUCCCAUUGAGCUCGAGCAGCAAAUAUAAUGCUCAAUGGGUGUUUGAUCUUGUUGGAAAGGAAUGGGCACACUGGACCGACAUUUCUGCUGCUAGAGAGGUUAAGCAUUUCUCUGGAAGCUAUUCUGUCGAGGUCCCUGGGACGAAUCUUCGUAUCAUAUCAAUCAACACAGUGUACUGGUAUAAACAAAAGUACGCAUCCACCUCUCAGGAGAUCUACCAGCUAACGAGUCGAAGCUUUUGGUUAUAUGCCUCAGAAACCCCACCAUAUGAUCCGCACGAAAUUUUGGCGUUUUUGGUGGAGGAACUACGCGAGGCUGAUAAGGCGGGUAAGCGUGUUUGGAUCAUCGGACAUAUGCCACCUGGGAAUCAAGACACAUUCAGCGACCAGGCAAGUGCAAGUUUCUCGAAUUACUACGACCAAGUGAUCAAGCAUUACUACGGCAUUAUAGCUGGGCAGUUUUUUGGCCAUACUCACUACGAUGAAUUUCAAGUCGCCUACUCCAAUUACGCAGAUCAGAAUGUUGAAACGGCGAUCAGCGUAGCCUGGAUAGGACCAGCGUUGACACCAAGAAGUGGAAAUCCGGCCUUCAAGGUUUAUGAUGUCGAUCCAGAGACAUAUGAGAUAAUGGAUGCUAAGGUGUACAUCGCUGAUAUGGCAAACCCUAAUUAUCAGGUUGAGCCCGAGUGGGGCUUGUAUUAUAGUGCACGAGAAGAAUAUGGGCAACUCUUGAACGCUCUUGAUUCAAGUACACCUCUCGAUGCUAAAUUUUGGCACGCGGUGACGGAAGCAUUCGAGAAGAACGAUACUGCCUUCCAGCGUUAUAACGAGUUCAAAACUCGGGGAGCGCAUAUUCAACCGUGUAACGAUACGGUUUGUAAAAAGACAGCGAUUUGUGGGAUGAGGGGUGCUAGGGCGGAAGACAACUGUCAUGUUGUGACGCCCACAACAACCUUUGGCGAUACGGAGCGACAAGACGUUUCGAGUCAGCAGUGCGAAGGGGCAGGAAUUGGCCAUCUUCUCCGUCUCCUGCCCAAUCGGCUUGGAAAUUUUUCUGUAGGUGGUAUACCUUCGUAG